This is a messenger RNA of Leishmania major strain Friedlin, 561 nucleotides long. RefSeq lists its product as hypothetical. Lineage: Eukaryota; Euglenozoa; Kinetoplastea; Trypanosomatida; Trypanosomatidae. Gene Ontology annotation, molecular function: RNA binding; structural constituent of ribosome. The record is from RefSeq and is a predicted model, not a curated record. Gene Ontology annotation, biological process: translation. Gene Ontology annotation, cellular component: ribosome; mitochondrial large ribosomal subunit. Bases 1 to 561 code for a protein of 186 amino acids. The transcript has a single exon.
AUGUUGCGAUCUGCCAACCCCACGAUCGCCAAGGCGCUGCAGCCCCUCAUCGAGGGGCCCAAGUUUGCUGUCGUGUACUGCGGCAAUCACCAGUACAAGGUCAGCCCCGGCGACGUCAUCGCCGUUCAGCGUCUGCGCGCGCCCAUUGGGAGCCAAAUAGCGCUCAAGAAGGUGCUCAUGGUCGGCGGACCGCGCUUUACCGCCAUUGGCCGGCCGCUGCUGGAGCACGUACGGGUGACCGCGGACGUUGAAGAACAGAAGCGUAUGCGCAACGUGGUGUCGCUCUUCUCCACGCCAGGGCGCCGACGCCUGCGAUGGCUGGACGCGCAGCACGCGGCUACAAUACUGCGCAUCCGUGAGGUGGUCUACGAGCCGACGGUGGUAGGCGAGCUCGACAAGUACGACGGUGUAUUGCUGAAGGACUUCCACGCAGACAGGCACCCGAACCCGGUCUUCACGGCCAAUGAUGGCUACGACUUGUACUACCCGAAGGACUGGAAUAAGGUCGAAGAGGCCUCAGCUUUUCUAGAGAUGAUGGAGGCCCCUCCGACGGAGAAGUAG